Messenger RNA from Malassezia japonica, 2856 nucleotides. It is a transcript of the gene SEY1, whose product is annotated as Dynamin-like GTPase that mediates homotypic ER fusion. NCBI's taxonomy places the organism in Eukaryota, Fungi, Basidiomycota, Malasseziomycetes, Malasseziales, Malasseziaceae. Gene Ontology annotation, cellular component: endoplasmic reticulum. The transcript has a single exon. Gene Ontology annotation, biological process: endoplasmic reticulum membrane fusion. Gene Ontology annotation, molecular function: GTPase activity; GTP binding. Bases 1 to 2856 code for a protein of 951 amino acids. The record is from RefSeq and is a predicted model, not a curated record.
AUGGAGCGCGACGUAGAAAUGGCGCGUGCUGCGCUUUCCAAUGCGCCUGGAUUGUCUGAUGAAGUGAUCGAAUCGCCAAUUGCAAAGCUAGGCGAAGGUCCUGCGGACGAUAUUGCACCGCUGCCGGUCGGCAGCGCCGAGCCUGUGGCGGAGAAGGUUCCCUCUACGGAGACAGCGAGCCUUUCGGGUGCUGGCGUUGUGAGUGCAGAGGACCCCCUGCUUGGUGCUCCGACUGCCAAGGAGCCUGCUGCUGUCACGCCGGCUAUGCAGGACCCUGUACUUGCCUCGGGGGCGCCAGAGACGCUGCCCGUGCCGCCAGUGGUCGAGCAGGCGCCUGCGUCUGUCCCUAUUCCCCUGCCGAGCGGUGCCGAGGCGGUGCCUACGACGCCUGCGAGUGGCCUUGGAUCUGCUCCGAGUGAUAUUGUCACUCCCGCGAGCGCGACGACUGCUACGAAGGCGGCGCCUGUGCCGGCGGCUGCCGCGGCGCCUGCUGUACCUGCCGCCUCCGAGGCGACGUCCGUGUCGGAGACCCGUCGUCCCAACCGUCUGCAGCUGAUUGACGAAGAGCAGCAUUUCCAUGCACAAGCCUUCCAGAAGCAGCUGUCGGACUGGGGUAUGGCCGAUGUCGGUUUUGGCUAUGACAUCUGUGCCGUGCUUGGCUCGCAGUCGACCGGCAAGUCGACGCUUCUCAACAAGCUCUUCGGCACAAACUUUGACGUGAUGGACGAGCGCGCUCGUCAGCAGACAACCAAAGGUAUUUGGCUGUGCCGUGGCAUGGACCGUAACGUGCUUGUGAUGGAUGUCGAAGGCACCGAUGGCCGUGAGCGCGGCGAGGACCAAGACUUUGAGCGCAAGUCGGCGCUCUUUGCGCUGACCACGGCCGAGUGUCUCAUUGUGAAUAUGUGGGAGAAUCAAGUGGGCCUGUACCAGGGUGCCAACAUGGGCCUGCUCAAGACGGUGCUGGACGUGAAUCUGUCUCUGUUCCAGGCCGGCCGUGCGCGUGCCGGUGCGUCGCACGACAAGACGCUCCUUCUCUUUGUGAUCCGUGACUUUAUCGGUGCGACGCCCCUCGAAAACCUCCAGGCGACGGUGCUCGCUGAUCUGGACCGGAUUUGGGCGAGUCUGAGCAAGCCUGCGAACCUUGCCGAGGCGAAGCUGAGUGACUUUUUCGACGUGAUGUUUACGACGCUGCCCCACAAGAUGCUGCUCGCGCGCGAGUUUGACAUGGCCGUGGAUGCGCUGCGCACGCGUUUCGUCGACCGCGAAGACCCCAACUACGUCUUCCAGACGCAAUACCACAAGCGCAUCCCCAUUGACGGUCUGCCCCACUACCUCGAAGGCGUGUGGGACCAGGUGGUGCAGAACAAGGACCUCGACUUGCCCACCCAGCAGGAGCUCUUGGCGCAGUUCCGCUGCGACGAGAUUGCCGAGGCGGCAUCGAGCCACUUCCUCACCGCCGUGCUGGCCCUGCGCAAGAUUUUGGAUGCAGGCAAGGUCCACCCCACGCUAGGCUCCGAGAUGGCGACGCACCGUGGCGCGGCGCUUGCGGCCUUUGACAAGGAUGCGAGCCGCUACCACCAAGGUGUCUAUUCCAAGAAGCGCGCCGAGCUCCUCUCCAAGCUCAACACCGCGCUGCUCCCCAGCGUGCUUGCGCAGCUUAAGAACUUGCACUCGCAGCUUACGCAAGGAUUCCGUUCGGCGGUUGUCGAUGUGAUCCGCAACACGUCGCAGUACAACUUUGGCCAGGUGGUGCGUGAGCAGCACGAGUCUGCGCUGCGCCAGUUUGACGAGACGACGCAUGCGAUGCUCCUCCCCGAUACCGACUGGAGCGUCGCGGAGGAGCGCGCGCAGCUCGAGACCGAGAUCCAAGCCGCCUCGGUCACGCUGCGUGCCGACGAGUGCAAAAAGAUGGUGACGCAGGUCCAGCGCGAGGUGCGCAAAGGCCUUGCCGAGCCGGUUGAGCUUGCGCUGAGCCGCCCCACGCCCAAGAUGUGGGACGAGGUGCUCGGUGCGUACAACCGCGUGAUGGACGACGCGACGGCGAUCUACUUGCAGCGUGCGACGACCUUCAACUGCACGCCGGAAGAAGACGCGGCGGGCGUGCACGCGCUGCAGCGCGUCGGCUGGCAGCAGCUCAUGACCAAGGUGCACGAGCAGACGGCCGAGGCAGUGCUUUCGCUGCGCCUGCGCGCCAACUUUGAGGAGCGUUUCCGCUACGACCAGGACGGCGUGCCGCGCGUCUGGAAGCCGACCGACGACAUUGACGGCGUGUUUGUCCAAGCGCGCGACGCGACGCUGCGUCUCAUUCCCCUCUAUGCGCGCAUCGCGCCGACGGACGCGGCGCUCCUCGACAAAAUCAAGGCGAGCGAGCAGGACCCCGCCUACCUUGCCGCCGUACGUGCCGGAGAGGAGGAGCCGCUGGAAGUCGAGCAGUCGCUUCAGGUGCUGAGCGAGCUGCAGAGUACCGAUAUCGGCGCGCGUUUCCGCAAGGAUGCCGACGCCUUCUACGUCGAGGCGAAGCGCAGCACGGUGUCGAGCAUGUCGCAGGUUCCUCUGUGGAUGUACGGUGUGCUGAUCGUCCUGGGCUGGAACGAAAUGAUGGCGGUGCUACGGAGCCCUGUGUACUUUACGCUGCUGUGCAUGCUCCUGGCCGGAGCAUAUGCCGUGUGGCGCCUCAACCUCAGUGGGCCGCUGCUCACGGUCGCCACGUCGCUCACGCGCGAGGUGCAGACGAUGGUCGAGGAUCAGCUGCGUGCCUAUCUUGUGCCGCCUGCCGCCGCGCAGGUUCCCCCCCUGCGCAGCGAGCAGCACGAGCUGCAGGAGCGGCGCAGGGAGCCCACCGCUGUAGCGCAAUAG